Messenger RNA from Sesamum indicum (sesame), 1211 nucleotides. Its product is annotated as alpha/beta-Hydrolases superfamily protein. The record is from RefSeq and is a predicted model, not a curated record. Gene Ontology annotation, molecular function: hydrolase activity. Lineage: Eukaryota; Viridiplantae; Streptophyta; Magnoliopsida; Lamiales; Pedaliaceae.
UGGGCAGGCCAAGUCUUCUCUGCUUCAGUUUGAAACUUCUGCACCACUUUUGCCAAUCUCUCUUCUCACAAACACAGACACAGAAACAUAAAUGGAGACAACCUAUUCAAAACCCGUCCUUCACGAUGUCCCACCAUACAUAAGAGUGUACGAAGAUGGAACCGUAGAGAGACUCGUCGGCACAGAAACAGCACCGCCAGCUCUCGACCCCAAAACCGGAGUUUCCUCAAAGGACGUCGUUUUCCUCCCGGAAACCGGCGUCUCCGCCCGUCUCUACCUCCCCAACGCCGCCGCCCACAACCACAAGAGACUCCCAUUGGUCGUCUACUUCCACGGCGGAGCAUUCUGCAUAUCUUCAACCGCUGACCCCAAGUACCAAGAAAUGCUCAACGUUCUAGUAAAGGAGGCCCAAGUCCUCCUCGUUUCAGUCGACUACAGACGGGCCCCGGAAAACCCACUUCCGGCAGCGUAUGAUGAUUCUUGGGCAGCCCUUAAAUGGGUGGCUUCUCACAUGAAAAAGGAUUCCGGCAGUGAAAUUUGGGUCAGGGAGUUUGCGGAUUUUAAUAAGGUUUUCUUAGCAGGGGACAGCGCUGGUGCCAAUAUCUCACACCACAUGGCAAUCCGGGCCGGGUUACCGAACCCGGAAUUAGGAGAACUCAAGAUCGCCGGCAUUCUAAUGAUACAUCCAUACUUCUGGGGCGAACAACCCAUCGGAGUGGAGGCUGAAAAUCCGGUGUUCAAAGCGGUGGUUGACAAGUGGUGGCGAUUCGUCUGCCCGUCGGAUCUUGGGUGCGAUGACCCGUUAAUCAACCCGUUCGUGAGCGGAGCCCCGAGUCUUGCGGGUCUGGCGUGUAGGAGGAUUCUUGUUUGUGUUGCUGGGAAUGAUGUUCUAAGGGAAAGGGGAAGACUUUAUUACCAGUCCCUGGUGAAGAGCAAAUGGGAGGGGAAAGCAGAGUUCGUGGAGACAGAAGGGGAGGACCAUGUUUUUCACAUCAUGGAUCCCACUUCUGAAAAUUCAAACAAGCUCAUCAAACGUUGUGCGGAGUUCAUCAAUCAUGUGUAGAAUGAUGUCAGUAAGUUUCCAUUGUCCCAUCCUUCUAAAAUCGUUUCCAUUGUCCCAUCCUUCUAAAAUCGUUUCCAUACACCUGUACCAGAAAAUAAGAAAUGGAUCUUGUGAUCUACCAGUUUAUUACUGCUUAUCGUUAUCUACA